Gongylonema pulchrum is the source of this 591-nucleotide messenger RNA. NCBI's taxonomy places the organism in Eukaryota, Metazoa, Nematoda, Chromadorea, Rhabditida, Gongylonematidae. The record is from the annotation of a GenBank genome assembly.
GAGCAAUGUGAGGAACUUCGAAAGGAGCUUUUGGAUUCGGGCGAUAAGCUGCUUGUGCACUGCUUUGGCGGUGAUGAUUUCUACGCAACUGCUUGCAACAAUAAAUACAUUCAGGAUUGGGCGAAGAGUAUGCAAAACAAUAAAGUCAUGAUCAAGUUACGUGAUGGACUCUUACCGUACAAAGGCAAAGCAAAAAAGCCAGAAGCAAAUGAAGAUCAUAAUAUGGAAAUGCAAUCGGAAGAGCUAACUGGCCCAAGUAUUGUACCAAGUGUACCAGCACCACUUAAACCGGAAGCAAAUGAAGAUCAUAAUAUGGAAAUGCAAUCGGAAGAGCUAACUGGCCCAAGUAUUGUACCAAGUGUACCAGCACCGCUUAAAACUGAAACUCGAGAGAGCAGCUCAAGCGAUGGUUUUGUUAUUGCUGGAGGCUCGAUACAGACUGAAACUCGAGAGAGCAGCUCAAGCGAUGGUUUUGUUAUUGCUGGAGGCUCGAUACAGAGCUCCAUGAAAACUCGUCCGACAACUGCCGUCAAUUCUCGAAAUGUUCUUUCGGUACCACUGGAAUAUCUUGCCAGUUUCAGCAGCAAAUAA